AUGAGUUAUACUAAAACUGCUAUUUUAUCAGUCUAUGAUAAGACCGGAUUAUUAGACUUAGCUAAAGGGUUAGCUGAUGCUAAAGUUAGAAUUUUAGCUUCAGGUGGUACUGCUAAAUUAGUCAAAGAAGCUGGUUUCCCUGUUGAAGAUAUCUCAACAAUUACCCAUGUUCCUGAAAUGUUAGGUGGUAGAGUUAAAACUUUACAUCCUGCUGUUCAUGGUGGUAUCUUAGCUAGAGAUUUAGAAAGUGAUGAAGCUGAUUUACAUGCUCAAGGAAUUGAAAAAGUUGAUUUCGUUGUAUGUAAUUUAUAUCCUUUCAAAGAAACUGUUUCUAAAAUUGCCGUUACAAUUGAUGAAGCUAUUGAAGAAAUUGAUAUUGGUGGUGUUACUUUAUUAAGAGCUGCUGCUAAAAAUCACAAAAGAGUUGUUAUCUUAUCAGAUCCAAAUGAUUACGCUGGUUUCUUACAAGAAUUAAAAACUGGUGAAAUCUCAAGUGAAACUAGAAACAAAUAUGCUUUAAAAGCUUUUGAACACACUGCUGAUUAUGAUGUUGCUAUUUCUGAUUUCUUCAGAAAACAAUAUAAUGAAAAUGUUAGUCAAUUACCAUUAAGAUAUGGUGCUAACCCUCAUCAAAAACCAGCUCAAGCUUUCGUUCAACAAGGUGAUUUACCUUUCAAAGUUUUAGGUGGUUCUCCAGGUUAUAUCAAUUUGUUAGAUGCUUUAAACUCGUGGCCUUUGGUCAAAGAAUUAUCAGCUUCAUUAAAUUUACCUGCUGCUGCUAGUUUCAAACAUGUCUCACCAGCUGGUGCUGCCAUCGGUUUACCUUUAUCUGAUAUUGAAAAGAAAAUGUACUUCGUUGAAGAUAUUGAAAACUUAUCACCAUUAGCCAAUGCUUAUGCUAGAGCCAGAGGUGCUGAUAGAAUGUCAAGUUUUGGUGAUUUCAUUGCAUUAUCUAAUAUUGUUGAUUUACCAACUGCACAAAUCAUUGGUAAAGAAGUCAGUGAUGGUGUUAUUGCUCCAGGUUAUGAACCAGAAGCUUUAGAAAUCUUAAAAAAGAAAAAAGGUGGUAAAUACUGUAUCUUACAAAUUGAUCCAAACUAUAACCCUGAUACUUUGGAAUCAAGACAAGUUUAUGGUAUAACUUUACAACAAAAAAGAAACGAUGCUAUCUUUAAAAACACCACUUUUAAAGAAAUCAUUUCUAAAAACAAAAACUUAACUGAACAAGGUAAAAUUGAUUUAACCGUUGCUACCAUUGCUUUAAAAUACACUCAAUCAAACUCUGUUUGUUACGUUAAAAACGGUAUGGUUAUCGGUUUGGGUGCUGGUCAACAAAGUAGAAUCCAUUGUACCAGAUUAGCUGGUGACAAAGCCGAUAACUGGUGGUUAAGACAACACCCAAGAGUUUUAGGAUUCAAAUGGGCUAAAGGUACUAAGAGACCAGAUAAAUCAAAUGCUAUUGACUUAUUUGUAUCUAAUCAAAUCCCAAAGACUGAACCAGAAAAAUCAGAAUAUGAAUCUAAAUUCGUUGACGUUCCAGAACCAUUAACUGAACAAGAAAGAUCAGAAUGGUUAUCAAAGAACACCAAUGUUGCAUUAUCAUCUGAUGCUUUCUUCCCAUUCCCAGACAAUGUUUACAGAGCUGCCAGAUCUGGUGUUAAAUUCAUUACUGCUCCUUCAGGAAGUGUCAUGGAUAAAGCUGUCUUCGCCGCUGCUGAUUCUCACGAUAUCGUUUAUGUUGAAAAUCCAAUUAGAUUAUUCCAUCAUUAA
Messenger RNA from Yamadazyma jaroonii, 1770 nucleotides. NCBI's taxonomy places the organism in Eukaryota, Fungi, Ascomycota, Pichiomycetes, Serinales, Debaryomycetaceae. The record is from the annotation of a GenBank genome assembly.